GAGAGCAUGCAUGGUGACAUAUUAUUCAUCACUUGUUCUUCCAUUAAAAAGAGUGUGUUUUAAGUAGUAUUUGUAAGAAAAUGGCUUCCAAGACUUUGCUUCUUUUGGGUCUCUUUGCAUUUCUUUUCAUCGUCUCAGAAAUGGCCGCAGCGGGCGCGGUGAAGUCAGAGAGUGAGGAAACUGUGCAACCUGAUCAACAUGGUGGUCGCUACGGUGACAAUGGAGGCUACAGCGGAGGGGGAGGAGGCCACGGUGGCCACGGAGGAGGAGGAUACCAAGGAGGAGGAGGAGGAGGAGGAGGGGGCGGUGGGCGACGCGGAGGAGGGGGAGGUUACUGCCGCCACGGCUGCUGCUACAAAGGUUACCGUGGCUGCUCAAGGUGUUGUUCAUAUGCCGGAGAAGCUGUUCAGACUCAGCCUGGUCACUAAAUCUACAUAAUGUAUCAACCACCAUGUAUGAUUGCAUCUAUAUCUACACUUAAGGUGUAUAUAUGACUAUAAGUUAACCAUGGUGCGUUUGUGAUGAAGUGCCUUAAGUUUAAGAAAAGAAACUAUGGGAAUAAAGUUUCAUAAUGUAAUGGCUUUGUGCAUGUUUAAGUUGUGAUCUACGCUGUUUGCAUAGUAAAAUUGUUUCUCGUUUAAUUAA
Messenger RNA from Arabidopsis lyrata subsp. lyrata, 645 nucleotides. RefSeq names its product glycine-rich protein 3 short isoform. Lineage: Eukaryota; Viridiplantae; Streptophyta; Magnoliopsida; Brassicales; Brassicaceae. The transcript has 2 exons. The record is from RefSeq and is a predicted model, not a curated record. Bases 81 to 428 code for a protein of 115 amino acids.